This is a messenger RNA of Ziziphus jujuba (common jujube), 3108 nucleotides long. Its product is annotated as U-box domain-containing protein 17. Gene Ontology annotation, biological process: protein ubiquitination. Gene Ontology annotation, cellular component: nucleus; cytoplasm. Gene Ontology annotation, molecular function: ubiquitin-protein transferase activity; protein binding. The coding region runs from base 652 to 2805 and encodes 717 amino acids. The transcript has a single exon. Lineage: Eukaryota; Viridiplantae; Streptophyta; Magnoliopsida; Rosales; Rhamnaceae. The record is from RefSeq and is a predicted model, not a curated record.
CGUCAAAGCCAUUCCAGUCGUUAUCGCCAAGGCUGCAUUGAAAUUCCAGAGAGAGAGAGAGAGAGAGAGCAAAAAUUAAAAAAUAAAAAAAAGCAAAAAAAAAGGAAAGGAAAGGAAAGUCUCCGAAAUUCAGUCUCUUUUGGAAAACGCGGAUUCUAACUUGUAUCUUAUUUUGGUUUAAGAAGCAAAAGCCUCCGUCUACUCCUAAGAAUUCUCUUUUUCUUUUUUUUUUUUUCUUUUUUUUUUUUUUUUUUGGGGUUAGGUUGGUUUUUAUAAAUAUAUAUUUUUUGGGUUCUGUUUGCCUUUUCAAGAUUCAAACGUCCAACGCAGUUUCCCAACUACGCUUUUUUCCAUUAUACCCAAACAGUAGGACUGUUUAGUUUUCUUUUAGUCUUUGGUUUUGGUUUGUUUUUCUUUGUUGUUCAUUCAAUUUGUUUGGUCGUCGGACCGUCCUUUUCUUUUCUUUUCUUUUUUUUAUUUUUUGUUUUUGGGGGAAGAAUUUUCUUUUAGCUUCGUUAUUGUUUAUCUAGAUCUGGGUUACGAAAAAAGAUAAUUUUUUUUUUUUUUUGGUGUCAUUUUUCCGGUUACUGGAAAGGAAUAGCAGAUAAAUCUUUUUUUUUUUUUUUUUUUUUUUUGGUGGGUAAAUUUGGUAUGGCUUCGGCGACUAUAUGCGCAACGUUACGGCGCCGAAGAUCGCCUUCAUUGGAGUUCUUUUUGGCUCCGGUUGACCUCGCUGAUGUAGCUCUGGUGCAAACAGUUGCUUCCGUCGCCUCCGAGUUGGUCUCGUCGUUUUCCGGCUUGGCUUUAUGGUUUCAGAGAAAGAAUUCUCGGUCCCUUGUGAGGAAAUUGGAGGUUUUUGUUGUGCUGUUGGAGUGUUUGAGGGAUUCUGAAUCCACUGCGCCUCGGACGUCUGUGCUCUGCUUGAACGAGCUUUACUUGCUUCUGUACAGGUCCAAAAUACUCCUUGAUUAUUGCGCACAAUCUAGUAAGUUAUGGCUUUUGCUUCAAAACCAUUCGAUUUCUGGCAAUUUUCAUGAUUUGAAUCAAGAAAUUUCGACCCUGUUGGAUGUAUUCCCUAUGAAAGAUGUUGAAAUUGGUGACGAUGUUAGGGAGCAAAUUCUGCUCUUACAGAGACAGUCAAGGAAGUCCAAGUUGUUUAUUGAUAAAGAUGAUGACGCUUUGAGGAUUAUACUCUUCUCCUUCCUCGAUGAAUUUGAGAAUGGUCGGAUUCCAGAUUCGACGGAAUUGAGGUUGUUUUUUGUGGAGAGAUUGGGAAUCAAGAAUGCUAAGAGUUGCCGGGAUGAAAUUGAGUAUUUGGAGGAGCAGAUUGUAAAUCAUGAAGGAGAUGUUGAGCCCACUGUUUCAGUUCUCAAUGGGUUUGUUGCUCUCACACGGUAUUGCAGGUUUUUGCUUUUUGGGUUUGAGGAGGACGAAGUAGAAUUAAGAGUUGGGAAUCAGAAGAAGCCGAGGAAGGGGUUGAUUUCUCAGGAAAUUGCAGACACCUUUGUGACAAUACCACCUGACUUUUGCUGCCCAAUAUCGUUGGAUUUGAUGCGAGAUCCUGUGAUUAUCUCAACUGGACAGACUUACGAGCGAAGUUCGAUAACCAGGUGGAUGGAAGAGGGGCAUUGUACUUGCCCCAAGACAGGGCAAAUGCUCAUCAACGACCGCCUUGUUUUGGUUCCUAACCGGGCUUUGAGGAAUUUGAUCAUGCAGUGGUGCACUGCCCAUGGAAUUCCCUAUGACCCGCCGGAGUGCACAGACGCAUCCGCGGAGAGCUUUGCCUUGGCUUCCCCCAGUAAGGCUGCACUUCAAGCCAACAGAGCAACAGCAGCACUUCUAAUUCAACAACUAGCAAAUGGAUCACAAGUUGCACAGACUGUAGCUGCUCGGGAGAUACGUUUGUUGGCGAAAACAGGAAGGGAAAACCGUGCUUUCAUUGCUGAAGCUGGGGCAAUCCCGUAUCUUUGCAAGAUACUCUCAUCUUCGAACCCUAUUGCGCAGGAGAAUUCAGUAACUGCAAUGCUCAACUUAUCCAUAUACGAAAAGAAUAAAUGCCGGAUUAUGGAGGAAGAAGGUUGUUUGGAAUCAAUUGUUGAUGUUUUGAGAUUUGGGCACACGACGGAGGCAAGGGAAAAUGCUGCAGCUACUUUGUUUAGCCUUUCUGCAGUUCAUGACUACAAGAAGAGAAUAGCAGAUGAGGAAGGGGCAGUUGAAGCCUUGGCGGGCCUGCUAAGAGCUGGUACACCUAGAGGAAAGAAGGAUGCUGUAACGGCUUUAUUUAAUCUGUCGACACACACAGACAAUUGUGCGAAGAUGAUAGAGGCAGGGGCUGUAACAGCGCUUGUAAAUGCAUUGGGAAAUGAAGGGGUUGCUGAGGAAGCAGCAGGUGCAUUGGCCUUGAUUGUUAGGCAGCCAAUUGGGGCUGAAGCAGUUGGUAAGGAAGACACCGCAGUAGCAGGUUUGAUUGCAAUGAUGCGAUGUGGGACACCAAGGGGAAAAGAGAAUGCAGUUGCAGCAUUGCUUGAAUUGUGCCGGAGUGGAGGGGCAGCCACAACAGAAAAGGUGGUUAAGGCUCCAGCAUUGGCUGGGUUGCUUCAGAGUUUGUUGUUUACUGGUACAAAACGGGCGAGAAGAAAGGCAGCUUCUCUUGCAAAAGUAUUUCAGAGGCGUGAGAAUGCGGCUAUGCAUUUUGGUGGUUUGGGUGUAGGGUAUGCAUAUGCAAGUAACUCAGCUACAAGUAGAGAUUCAGGUUUUGCUGGUGAUGUCUCUGUGCCAAUGUCCAUUUCGGUGCCUGUUUUGUAGUGGUAACAUCCACUUUCAAGUUGUAGCAUUCCUGCUUAUGUAUGUUCCCAUUUUUGUUGGAAAAUUUACAAAUUCUUUCAUUGAAAUUUAAAGGUGAUAUAAAAGUUAUAGGAAUACCGUAUAUCCUGUGGUUACAAAGAAUGGUCUGUGUUGUUGAGCAUUUUAGUUAAUAUACAUGUAUUAUCCAGUCAUGGAAAAUCAUAACCCAAGUGUUGAGAAAUUAUGUAAAAUGUCCAUAACAGAUGCAUUGAGAAUGUGCAGCUUUACAUGGCAGUUAUCGGAAUGGCGCAUUUAUUUCUUAAA